This is a messenger RNA of Haemonchus placei, 711 nucleotides long. The record is from the annotation of a GenBank genome assembly. Lineage: Eukaryota; Metazoa; Nematoda; Chromadorea; Rhabditida; Trichostrongylidae.
CCAUUUUCGGAAGUCUAUGGUGUGUGCUAUGGAUGUUUACUUCAACAGAUCAUCCUAGGAAUUGUAAACGCAUAUCACAAAAAGAGUAUGAAUAUCUUACGGCGAAUAUUGUGCACAGUAACAAUCGAAAAUCAGAAGAUUGGAUAUUAUCGUGCAACGCUCAGCUCAAAGUGGCCCAGUAUCUCAGCACAUAUCAGUGGUGUCAGUGGAUCACCUGGUCAGCCUUCUUUCCUCAAGAACCUUGGAAUGACAAGAGAUUUGAUCGUUUACGCGGGUUCUGAUCCUAGGCUCGAUUCCCUGAAGAAACUGAGUUCAGUUCCUUACGCACGUAUGUUCACUUCGCCACCAUUUCUCGCCCAACUGUUGUGUUUCUACACAACAAAUCUCACUAUGACAUUCUAUCACUUCUAUAUGCCUUCAUUUCUGAAGGACGUUCUUUAUCUGGGCGUUAUCGCCAAUGGCACUUUUUCAUCACUACCAAACGUGGUGAACCUUGUUUGCAAGAUCUCUUGGGGUAUUCUGAUGGAUCGACUGAAAUCGAAGAAGCUCAUCACCCCAACGUUCGCUGUUCGUAUUUCACAAAGUGUCGGAGACGUCCAAGAAUGGGGUCAUGAUGAUGUAAAAGAAAAGGAAAAACCUGUGGAAAAGGUCGACGAAAUCGUUCUCGUCAAAAGCAGAAGGACCGAUUCGAUCUGUGUGGAAUAUGAAUAG